AUGGACGUAGAGUGCCAUAAUUGUGGAGUAUUACACUGGGAUACCGAGAGACUCACAAGUUCCUCCAGGAUCCAUCUAAAAUUUGGUGUAUACUGCCUUCAAGGUCAAGUUAGGCUGGAUCAUUUCCAGGAAGCACCUGCUGCUCUACGCCAUCUGUUCCGUGGGGUUGACAUUACUGCACGUGAAUUCCGUGACAAAGUCCGCUCAUACAACAAUGCCUUUGCAUUUACAUCUUUGGGUGUCAAUAUAGACCUUGCUGUCACAAGUGCUGCAGGACCUUAUAGUUUCCGUAUCCAUGGAGGCCUUCAUCAUAGCAUCAGCGCAUUCCAUCCACCUGAAGGUGAAACUCCCUCUUUUGGCCAGCUUUACAUUCACCACCCACAGACUGCUCUUUCUCUACGUAAUGAGAAUACCCAGGGGCAUGGCACUACACCAGCAACCAUGCUGGAGAUCCAGAAUACCCUGAAGCAAUUCAAUCCAUUCAUCCCUUUGUACAAGCAAGCUUAUCAGAUUAUCAUGGAAAAGCCUGAAGCAGAACGUGCCAAAAUAACAGCCCAUAUAGCUCUUGACCAAACUCUGGACCAACAUUGUUAUAAUCUUUCUACUGCAGAUGAAGUUGCUGCUGUUAUCCCUGGAGAUGGAGAACAAGAUGUUGAUGAGCACCGUGAUAUUGUUUUGCGGCUGAAAUUUGAUCAUGGUGGUGGUCUCAAGCAUAUCAGCCAUUUGCGACCCCUUUAUUCACCUCUGCAUUAUAUCCUCCUAUUUCCCUUUGGAGAACAAGGGUGGCAUAGGACAAUACGGUCUAUUCAAAAUGCUGAUGGAAAUAUAUGCAGUGAAUAUGUCUCCCAGCGGUGUUAUUAUGCAUACUAUCUCCAUCCCCGAGGAGCCAAUCAAUCUAAUCUCUUCUAUGGUGGAAAGCUACUUCAGGAGUAUUGUGUUGAUGCAUGGGCUUCCACAGCAGGAAGUGAAUUGAAGUGGGUCCGUCAUCAUCAAAAAGACAUAAGGGCAAAUCUUUACCAAGGCGUUAAAGAUGCUAUGGAUCGAAAUGAUGGGAAAAUAGAUUUGGGUCAACAGGGCCAGAACAUUGUCCUACCAUCUUCUCAUUCUGGCAGUACACGGCACAUGUACCAGCUCUUCCAGGACUCCAUGGCUAUAUGUCGCCACUGCCAUAAACCUGAUAUUUUCCUUACAAUGACAGCAAACACCAACUGGCCUGAAAUUCAAGAGGCAUACAACAAUGCCGGUGAAGUAGAUGAUGACCCCAAUAUGCCUACAAGAAAACAGACUGCUGCAGACCGUCCUGACAUUUUUGCACGUGUCUUCUAUCAGAAAAAAAAGGCACUGUUGAAGGAAGUCAAAGAUGGGAUCUUUGGAAAGACUUCGGGAUCUGUUUACACUGUGGAAUACCAAAAGCAGGGUUUCUCACACAUGCAUCUUCUCAUAUUCUUGGAAGAUCAAUAUAAAAUCUGUGAUGGCACCUGUAACAACCAAGAGUUAUUUACUCCGGCGCACACAGGAACACACUAA
Messenger RNA from Serpula lacrymans var. lacrymans S7.9, 1527 nucleotides. RefSeq lists its product as uncharacterized. The record is from RefSeq and is a predicted model, not a curated record. The transcript has a single exon. The coding region runs from base 1 to 1527 and encodes 508 amino acids. NCBI's taxonomy places the organism in Eukaryota, Fungi, Basidiomycota, Agaricomycetes, Boletales, Serpulaceae.